UCGUUAAGAGACUCAUUCCUUAGCCCUUCCACACACAACACAUUGUGGGCGCUCUUCGUUAUACGUUUGUAUGAAAGAGAGAGAAAUUAAUCGCUGUAUAUGCGUUUCAUGACAAUUGAGCUCAGUAAGUCAGAACUUGUAGCUAGCAUGAGUCCAUUUGAUGACAGCGGAUAGUGAUGGCGAGUGGGAAUGAUAAGUCGAUGGCAGACAGCGCAUCAUCUGCUGCUGAACAACAGCGCUGCAUCGUGUGUGUCGCGGAGUGAUCUUCAAGAAAACGGCAGAAAAAAGAUCCGGUAAACCGCGAAGCACACUCGCGCAUCUGCCAAAGUGAUCAAAGACCACUGCGUAAGCAGAGAGCGCAGAUGCACUUGGCUAAAUCAAUUCCAGUAAUUAAUGAAAUAAUUAUACAUUUACUCUCACUCGUCGCGACCCACUUUAAGAAAGGCUGAACUAAAUAGUUUAUGAAUGCUGGUGCAAAUGCAAGACGAAUAUUCCACCUCCAAUAAUGAAGCUUCAAAACUAAAUGUACUGCAUUUUGCAAGAUUUGGAGUUAAAUCCCUGCCUAAUUGUAAUUUUCCAUUGGCUACUACUGGUAAGACACCCGUCACCUCCCUGUAUCCACGAGACAGGAAGUGUCGAUGAGCAUAGAAUAUAGAAAAAGUGGCAAAGCAACGUAGGUCUACAGUAAAUAUCAAAGGUCAGAAAACCCAGCGUUCUAUCAUCGGAGUAUGGUGCCAAUGACUAUAAUGUUGGAUUGUAGCCUACAUGAUUCUGUACAAUAAACAAUGUUGCAAAAAAAUGCAUGUUUGUGCUACACUGUGUCCAAUGAUAUCUGCCGCCAGGGGGACUCGACCCGUGCUGAACAUACUUCCCAAAUUCCAACGAGAACCUGGAGACGGUUACUGCUCCGUGACGAAAGAACUCCAUCCCGUCCCGUUACAAGGUCUCUCUGAUCACUGUUAUCUUGGCCUAAUGUCUGUCCGAGUGCCAUCCAUGAGUGUGCUGCCUCCUGUUCGAAGGGACCGCAUCAUUGCCCAGCUUCCUCAGUUUUACAGUAAGAAGGCUGCUGUGCACACUAAAGAUGAGUUCAACUCCAAAGUGAAGACUGCCUGCCAGGAGCAACGCACUGGCACAGUAGGUAGGUUUAGAAUUGCUAAGGUCAUAGUGGUUGGUGACCUGGCUGUGGGAAAAACAUGUCUGAUUAAUAGGUUUUGCAAGGAUGCAUUUGACAAGAACUACAAGGCGACUAUUGGCGUUGACUUUGAGAUGGAGCGGUUUGAAGUGUUGGGGGUGCCUUUCAGCUUACAGUUGUGGGACACUGCGGGGCAGGAGAGGUUCAAGUGUAUUGCUUCCACAUACUACAGGGGAGCUCAGACUAUUGUUAUUGUGUUCGAUGUAAAUGAUGUGGCAUCUUUGGGCCAUGCAAGGCAGUGGCUUGAAGAUGCCUUGAAGGAGAAUGAUCCUACCAAUGUCCAGCUUUUCCUGGUGGGCACAAAGAAAGACCUAAGUUCUCCUGCUCAGUACUCUCAGAUUGAACAGGAUGCCAUCGAACUGGCUGAGGAAAUCAAAGCAGAAUAUUGGGCCUUGUCAUCAUUGACUGGGGAAAAUGUGAGGGAGUUUUUCUUCCGUAUUGCAUCAUUGGCAUUUGAGGCCAACGUUCUGGCAGAGCUAGAGAAGAGUGGAUCAAGGCACAUUGGGGACGUUAUCAAAAUUAACAGUAAUUCAAACAACGUGUAUGCAACAUCAAAGAAGAAACAGUCAAACUGUUGUCAAUGAAGACAAACACGUGACUACUACAGUAAAAAGGUACCAAAGCAUAAUUUCCUCAGAAGAGAAACUGAGAACCACGGACCACUCCCAGACACAUGGAAUUUGCAGUGAGAGCUAGCAGACAGGACAGAGACUAGUGCCUUCACAGGCAUUUGAUUUUCAUUUCUGCUGGCCCGGAAAGAACAGCUCCUUGGUUGGAUGUGGAUUCCUGUGGUGCUUGGCUUAUUUUUGCCUAUCUAUAGUUUCGGAAUAUAAUUUCCUCUAUGUCAUUGCACUCCAUACUGUACAAUUCCAGUUUUUGAGUGUUGACAGAUUAUCGCGUUACUGCUUAAAUGGCUAUGGAUUAUGGACAACCAUGGAUGUUGUCAAAUACCUAAUAUGGAUAUUUUUAAGACACCACCAUUAGGCCUAUUAGAUUUUUUACAGUGUUGUUUUGUGUAGUGUUGUUUGCAUGCUAUAUGUUUUUUGCACAAUUUGUAACUAUAGCAUAGAUGGGAACUCGUGACUCCAUCCUGGGAGGUUAUAUUAUGCUAGCUAAGGAGUAUGAAUGCAUUGUUUGGAUAGUCCUAUUUUUAACAGCACAGAGGCGUUCAUACAGUGUGAGAGAUGUGUAUUAGUCAGAUGUACCUCGUCUACGUUAGAUAGAGACAAUAAUAUAACUGAGAAUGAUUCAUUUUGAAUUAUAUGCGAUAUUUGAAUGACUGAUCUUAUAUUAUCCCUCUAGUUGAAUAUCAGAAUCAGAGUGAAAUGUGCAUACAUACGUAUGUCUAGUUGUCCUUUUAGACAAGAAAUAUUAUUAAAGUUUUUUUUCUAAUAUGUUUAAUUGCAGAUGUAAGUUUUGACUCUAUAAAGAUAUACUGUAUAUUCAAAACUACUACACUUAGCUCAAAAUAUAGAUAUAAGCUUUAAAAUCACUGCUCUGUAUCAAAUCAAACUGCUGUUUAGCGGUAAUUAGACUAAUUCAAAGUUAUUAUUAAAAGUUCCAUAUAGGAUGA
Salvelinus sp. IW2-2015 is the source of this 2765-nucleotide messenger RNA. RefSeq names its product ras-related protein Rab-34. Gene Ontology annotation, cellular component: Golgi cisterna; phagocytic vesicle. Gene Ontology annotation, molecular function: GTP binding; GTPase activity. The record is from RefSeq and is a predicted model, not a curated record. NCBI's taxonomy places the organism in Eukaryota, Metazoa, Chordata, Actinopteri, Salmoniformes, Salmonidae. Gene Ontology annotation, biological process: Golgi to plasma membrane protein transport; phagosome-lysosome fusion.